UGGCUGUCCUAAAAGUUACUAAAUGACGUCAUCUCUCAAUUUGCAUAAUUGACCAUGUGCAUGUAUUUGUGAUGGAUGCUGUAGGAGAGAGGAAUAACGUCGUGGGAGAGACAAAGGAUUCUUGGCGACAGGGGACUCCUACAGGACCAUGGGAUUCAGCUUCCGAGUUGGACGGUCCACGGUGGCAGGCAUUGUCCCCUCUGUGGCACAAGCCAUUUGGGACUGUCUGGUUGGUGUAUACAUGCCUGUCCCCGAGGAAGACUGGAGGGCCAUUGCUGCCGAGUUCCCGGAGAGGUGGAAUUUCCCCAACUGUCUUGGCUCCAUUGACGGGAAACAUGUAGUAAUCCAGGCUCCACCAUGCUCAGGUUUGCAAUUCUACAACUACAAGGGUACAUAUUCAGUUGUACUCUUGGCUGUAGUAGAUGCCAUCUACUGUUUCCGUGUUGUCGAUGUUGGUGCUUACGGCAAGGGAAGUGAUGGCGGGACCCUCCGGGACUCUGCCUUCGGCCAGGCACUUCAGGAUGGCACCCUGGAUAUUCCACCACCUGCAUCACUCCCUGUGGCUGAAGACCUGGGACCUGUUCCCCACGUCUUUGUCAGCGAAGAGGCCUUCCCUUUGAGACCCAACCUCAUGAGGCCCUACGCUGGACCCCAGCUGCCAUUGCCAAAGCCUGUAAGGAUCUUUAACAAACGACUGUCCAGGGCAAGGUUAGUUGUUGAAUGCUUUGCGAUCCUGGAAGCCCGGUGGAGAAUGUAUCGGAGAGUGCUUGGUCUCAGCCCCUCAAAUGUUGAUGCCUGCAUGAAGGCCACGUGUUCUCCACAACUACCUGUGGAGGUCAUUCCAGGAGCCAAUCCGGAUGGCAACGGGCACGCCAAAUGGUCACCUACCUGAUGUCACCAGGGCAGGUGCCAACAACGCCCCCAGACAGGCACUCCAGGUGAGGGAGAAGCUGACCACCUACUUCUCAUAGCCAGCAGGUGAAGUCCCAUGGCAGUAUGCCGUGGAGUGAAACAGCUCUUUUAAGAACCAUCCAUUGUUGUCCAUAAAAUUGCAUUUUUCCCCAGAUUACUUUGUGUAUCAUUGUCUCUCUUCAUUUGGAAGUUAUAUUGAAGUGACAUUUGGGAGUAAAGAACACACCUUAACCCCUUCCUUCUCCCAUUAACAUCAGUAUUAUACACACCUGGCAUGGUACAUCAGGUGAGCGGGAGCACUAAUUAAGGUUAUACAACAUACAGUUAGUAUGAUAACAAAGGGAAAAGUUAACCUAGGGUCCAUACAAAUAGUACAGUUUACCACAAUAUUCACUGGUCUUACAAAAUACAGGUAGGAAGAGAAUGUGUUUUUACUUUCAUCUUGUCUUAGA
Messenger RNA from Oncorhynchus kisutch (coho salmon), 1364 nucleotides. Its product is annotated as protein ALP1-like. The transcript has 2 exons. Bases 149 to 892 code for a protein of 247 amino acids. The record is from RefSeq and is a predicted model, not a curated record. NCBI's taxonomy places the organism in Eukaryota, Metazoa, Chordata, Actinopteri, Salmoniformes, Salmonidae.